AUGGGCAAUGAGACCCCAAGCCACCACUUCCUCGAAGGCAAGACGAUCAUCGUUGCUGGAGGAGGUAUUUCUGGAUCGGCAUUUGUCGUCGGGCUACGCAGGCUUUGGAACCCCGCAUGGAACCCGCCAAAAAUCCUCAUCUAUGAUCGCGACUCUCCAGAAAUCACAGCUCAGCGCGAGGGCUACAGUCUAUCACUCACCGGUUACAACACGUCAGGAGGGCUCCUCGCGCUACGGAAGCUGGGGCUUCUCGAUAGGAUCAUCGACAAGGCUGUUUCAGGGCUUGAUGGGGCUGGCGCCUUCAAGAUCUGGGCGCCUGACUGGAAGGAAUACAUCACCCUGAGGCACGAGCCUAUCGAAGGUUUACCCUCUUCCAGCAUACGAGUGCCGCGAAAGGACGUCCGCCAAGCCAUUCAUGAAGGGCUUGGGCCGAGCGAUGCGGUUGAAUGGAAUACGCGGUGCGUCUCGGCCCACCGACUUGAUAAUGGGCGAGUUCGGGUUCAGGUUGCGAGAAAGACACAGAGCCAGGACAUCGUCACAGACGAGGACUGUGAUCUUCUCAUUGCUGCAGAUGGCGCUAGCAGUAAGAUCCGAGCCUUUUUAAGACCAGAUGACAAUCUCAACUUUGCCGGGGCCAUUCUUCGAGGUGGCAUAUCGAGAUUUGAGCAUGAUCCUCCUGCUCCGGUGGACAAAGACUGGGGGUUCAUGCUGUCAGGAACCGGCAUAUCAUGCUUCUUCUCUCCGGUUGACAAGAAUAGCAUCUUCUGGGGUAUUGGGCAUCUCGAAGCCACUCCAGUUCCGGUGCUUGACCUGGAAAAUUCAGAACAAGUCCAAGCUGUGAUCGAUCGGGGUCUUGAGCUAGGUGCUGCGUUGCAAGAGCCGUUUAGGACUAUUGUCGCGCACACAGACCCAAAGACGGUUCUUUCACACAACGCACGAGACAAGCCAGCCUUUUCCCACGGUAAUAUGAACGAGCUGCCCGUGGUAUUUAUUGGGGAUAGCAACCAUGCCGUGAGCCCAUUUGCUGGGUUUGGUGCCAACUUGGCGCUGUGUGAUUCCUGGGACUUAGCGGAGCAGCUCUCCAACGGGCACUCGCUAAAAGAGGCUAUAUCGGCAUAUGACAAGCUGGCGGUACCACGAGCGAUGAAGAUUCUGAAGGAUUCAAGGGCUCGAUUGAGGAGUGGACACAGUUCCGGGUUGCGAUAUUGGAUACUGUGGCUGAUGCUAAUGGUGGGCAACUUUGUCAGAUGGGUUGUAGGGAGAAAGUGA
Molecule: messenger RNA, 1269 nt
Organism: Fusarium falciforme
Lineage: Eukaryota; Fungi; Ascomycota; Sordariomycetes; Hypocreales; Nectriaceae
Product: FAD-binding-3 domain-containing protein
Exons: 1
Coding region: 1-1269 (422 amino acids)
Molecular function (GO): FAD binding
Source: RefSeq, a predicted model, not a curated record